UUCCUCUUCUGAUAGUAAACAAUGUUGUUUAGUUUUUCCUGGCGAUCUUAACAAAAUGUCAAAGUUUGGUUUCUGUGACUUAUACACCUGUUAAGAUUGAAAUAAGGGAUGAAGGAGAGAUAAAGGACGGAUCUGGAGAAAAAUUGAAAAAAGGAAAAAUUAAGAAAAAAUCCAAGUCGAACAAAUCUUCGAUGGAACAAAGAUUACCGAGUUAUCCUCCAUCUGAAUAUGCUCCAGAAGUAUCAGAUCUAACAGUUCAUCCGGAGGAGAGAAAACUCACCUUCUGUGCUCAACAAGGAACACUUCCAGAUAUCAGUUUAAUCCACGGUCGUUUGCUUGUGAGUGCCUGGGAGGACGGUAUUGAAGGAUGUGAAGACGACGCUGUUACUCUCACCAUGGUCGCGGUCCAGCACUUUCUCAAGAAUAUCAUCACGUCGGUUCUAGUCUCUAGAAACCCCUGGAGGAGUAGGGAGGGAGCUAAACAUAGUAUAGGAUGUCCUAUACCUGAUCCCUGGUUACAGAACACCCAGCUAAACCGGAAUUAUCUGGUAAACUCGAGCGCUGCCACUGAAUCUACUCUACUAAAUGAAGCGGGAUUGGCUCCUAUCUCAAGACCUGACAUUGACAAAUCUGAAGCGGAAGCGGCUUAUCAAGCUGGUCUCGGGAUCAACAAGAUGCCUGGGCUUAGAGAACCCAUUUCUUUAUUCGAUCUAUUAAAGGUUUUAAAAUCUGAUAGUAGCGUGAUACCGAACCAUUCUGUUUACAGUCUUAAUAUGGAGAGAAUAAUUAUGCGGCUUCAUCAUGAUUAAGCAAUAAAUGGGACUAGUCGUAAUUUCGUGUCAAUUUCUAUUCACAACGGUACCAUUCACAGUGUUGUUUGAUCAUGAAUGAAUGAGAUAUCCCUGUUUAUAUCUUUAAAAAUUAGUUAUUUUAAUUGUAACUUUCAAGUUAGGUUAACGACGAUAUUUGAAAGAAAUGAAUUUAUAAGGUACUUGUGUAGAUAGGACAUGUCCCUCUUUUUAAAAGAAGGGGUACUUGAAAAAUUACGAUGACAGUCCUUUAAAUUUUUUAAAUUGAUCGUAGGCGUAAUUUUAAGUGACCCUCCUUUUCUACAGUGGCAUAUCCGAUUAACAACGGUACCUAGUCAUUUUUAAAAGAAGAUCGAUAUUGUCAUGUUUCUUUUUUCCGCUUUUAUUCUGUACGCCUGGAAACCCAAAACUUUAAUGGUCUUUUUCUAGUAUUUAAUGAUAUAAUUCUCAAUAGUUUACAUUACAUACUGUUAAAAAAAACGUGAGUGUUGGAACCAUAAUUUAUCGAUUCAAUUGGUCAAAUAUGAAAAAUUGCUUAGAGCUUUCAGUCUUUGUGAAAGUUGUUCAAAAGAUUGAGGUACUUCGAGGUUGGAUCACGCAGUACUUCGAGGUUGGAUCGCGCAUUACUUCGAGGUUGGAUCACGCAGUACCUCGAGGUUGAAUCGCGCAGAACUUCGAGGUUGGAUCGCGCAGUACUUCGAGGUAGGAUCUCGCAGUACUUCGUAUUUUCAACAUCUACCGUUUUUUUAAGGAGAGUAAAAAUGAGAACUAGAUCUAUUUACAUUUAUUUUGUUCCACAUUAAAAUAAAAUUGAUGUAACCUUGUAAAAACUCUGUAAUACUUAUUUGUAUUGUCAACCUAUCAUGUUAAAAUAAAUUGUAACAUUA
Messenger RNA from Eurytemora carolleeae, 1696 nucleotides. Its product is annotated as transcriptional adapter 1. NCBI's taxonomy places the organism in Eukaryota, Metazoa, Arthropoda, Copepoda, Calanoida, Temoridae. Bases 192 to 809 code for a protein of 205 amino acids. Gene Ontology annotation, cellular component: SAGA-type complex. The transcript is spliced from 8 exons. The record is from RefSeq and is a predicted model, not a curated record.